This is a messenger RNA of Acipenser ruthenus (sterlet), 6165 nucleotides long. Its product is annotated as collagen alpha-2(IV) chain-like. The transcript is spliced from 47 exons. Gene Ontology annotation, cellular component: collagen trimer; basement membrane. Lineage: Eukaryota; Metazoa; Chordata; Actinopteri; Acipenseriformes; Acipenseridae. Gene Ontology annotation, molecular function: extracellular matrix structural constituent. The record is from RefSeq and is a predicted model, not a curated record. Bases 383 to 5395 code for a protein of 1670 amino acids.
AAUGGACUAACUUUUCUACAGUAAUGUUUUUACUCCACCCCUCUGAGCAUCACCGUCCGAACAGUGAACUUCCAACACUCUAAAACAAACCUACUUUUCAUGUUUGCAAGCAGUAAGUAUCUUCUUACUCUGUAAAAGUUUUACAGUUAAGCCUUUUAACAAUAAAUAUUGCGGUUUUCGUCGUUGUGGAGCUAUUGUAAAAGACUUUCACUUCAGCGUUUCUAAAAGGUACACAUUCCUACCUUUGCUUUGGAUCCAGCGCAGCAAAAAAUCUGCAGAAAGUCACGCGUGCAUAUAAAUAGGAUCUGGUCAUGAAGUAGCAACUGGUCCACAUGUUACGGGUAAUAUUACAGUUGAAGUGAGAACAGAAGGGGCUAGAGCGAUGCAAGUUUUACAAAUGAUACGACCACAAAUAAUAACUUUAAGGUGUUUGCUGUUGUCGCUAACACUGCUUCUUUUGACUGGUCAAGUCCAAGCCGGUGGGAAGUCCUACACGGGGCCAUGUGGAGGCAGAGACUGUAGCAGCGGAUGUAAAUGUUUUCCAGAAAAGGGUGCUCGGGGUAUGCCAGGUUUACUUGGCCCUCAGGGACCCAGUGGACCCCACGGAUUCCCAGGACCACCGGGAUUAGCUGGACAAAAAGGACAAAAGGGUGACCAAGGAAGACUGGGGAUCCACGGGCCCAAAGGAGCUAUGGGAGUAACGGGUGUGCCUGGGUUUCCUGGAGCAGACGGCAUUCCUGGUCAUCCAGGUCAGCCAGGAUCAAGAGGGAAACCUGGUGCUGAUGGCUGCAACGGGACCACUGGAGACCCCGGACAAUUUGGACUGCCAGGAUUUAUGGGCGUUCCCGGUUUGCCGGGUAUUCCAGGUUCAAAAGGACAGAAAGGAGAGCCUUUGCCAGUGACGGUAAUCAUGAAUCGAUUACGGGGGGACCCUGGUGACCGAGGCUUUCCUGGAAUUCCAGGCCCUCAGGGGCGUCCAGGCCCCGCAGGACCACGAGGCAACCCAGGGCCACAGGGACUGACAGGACAACAAGGACCUCCAGGACCAAAGGGUUCCCAUGGAGUAUCGCCUAAGGGAGAAAAAGGAGAACCAGGUGAGGUUGGGUUGCCAGGGCAACCAGGUACGCCUAGUCUCUCAUUUGGGAAGGAAUUAUAUGGACCCCCGGGUGAAAAGGGAGAAAGAGGUCCAAAAGGAGAGGCAGGCACAUCCAGUUUUUCAUCUGAAAAAGGAGAGGACGGAGUGAUGGGAUUCCCUGGGCUGAGGGGCUUGUCAGGUUUGGAUGGACAACCAGGAACCCCAGGGAUACAGGGAAUUGCAGGCAUCCUUGGUGUCCCAGGAAGAAACGGAGAUACAGGGAUGAAGGGUUCGAGGGGUGAAACAGGCCCCCCUGGACCAACAAUAUACGUUGACAUUGUACCUGUGCAGCUGAAAGGUUUCCAAGGUGAACCAGGAGCCGAAGGGGAGAAGGGUCAGCAAGGCAUGAGAGGUGAACCAGGUCUGCCGGGGUAUUCAGGGUUACGUGGACAACAAGCUUUCACACCAGGGAGACAUGGUCCAGCAGGCCCAACAGGCCCAAAAGGGGCCAAAGGUGUCAGUGGUGAACCAGGACUUCCUGCAGCCCAGCCCGGACCGAAGGGUGAAGAAGGACGCCCUGGCUUACCUGGCCCACCAGGACUCAAAGGCCCAAGUUUUCCUGGAGGCCCACCUGUAAGACCAGCUGAUCGAGGAGCGCCGGGCCGCCCAGGGAGAAAGGGAUUCAAAGGAGAUGCAGGGGAAUGUUUAUGUGAAACUUCCAGAGCCCCAGCAGGCCCCCCUGGUCCUGCUGGCAUUACAGGACCACCAGGAAGACACGGGGAACAAGGGCAACGUGGAGACUCAGGCGAUCCAGGUCCAACCGGGCCAAGGGGACUGCCGGGAUUUCCAGGAAAUGAUGGACCUGUAGGUAAACAAGGACAGAAAGGUGAACCUUCUACAGUAACUGAAAAAGGUCGUAAAGGAGAGCCAGGUGAUCCUGGUUUGCCCGGCCCACCUGGUCAGAGAGGGCGCCAAGGCAGAGAUGGUCACUAUGGCAUUCCAGGUUUAAAAGGCCUCCCUGGCGAUGGGGUAAAAGGCCAUCAAGGAGACAAAGGAUAUAUGGGCCCACCAGGUGUAAGAGGACUGAGGGGUGAAGUGGGUCAGCCCGGGCUUGGCUCUCAGUCUCAGAAAGGUAUCCCUGGGCUGCAAGGUGAUCCUGGCCUAGAUGGUGUCCCCGGGCCUGCAGGUUUACCAGGGCUUCCAGGAGAACCCUGUGACCUCACGACACCUGGUCCCCCGGGCCCUUCAGGGCCACCAGGACAAUCAGGCUUCCCAGGUAGGAAAGGUGCAGCAGGGUUACCCGGUCUGCCUGGCCAGAGAGGAUUUGAAGGACUCAAAGGCUAUUCUGGUGACCCAGGUGUAGGAGGAUUGCCAGGACCACCAGGCUUUAUCGGACCUCGCGGAGAUUCAGGCCUGCCAGGUCGUACUGGACAGAGGGGUUCCGCAGGGAGGUCGGGUUACCCAGGCGUGCCGGGAGAGCCAGGAGAGAAGGGGGCCCAUGGGGAGGUCCUGGGAGCCGCACCCGGAGCCCCAGGGGAAAAAGGUCCUCAAGGACAGAUCGGACAGAAGGGCCUGUCGGGAGAUCCAGGGCUGCCAGGAUUCAAAGGAAUGGAGGGCAUGCCUGGUAUCCGAGGCUAUAAAGGUGAGCAGGGUACUUUUGGCCUGCAGGGAGAGUCAGGCCAAGCAGGGCCGGCAGGGCUAAAAGGAUUCCCCGGACAGCAAGGAUAUCCAGGCUCUCCAGGAGCAUUCGGCUACUCUGGUCCACCAGGCCUGACUGGUGAGAGAGGGGAAGCAGGCGAUGAAGGCCCCCCAGGUCCUGUCGGAAUGAAAGGUGCCCCUGGCUCCCCAGGAAAUCCCGGGUCACCAGGGCAACAAGGCCACAUUGGCAAGCCUGGUGCUUCAGGUUUGGAUGGAUUUCCAGGCCUUCCUGGUCAAAAAGGGGUUAAGGGAUCAAAGGGAAUGCCAGGCUUUGACGGAAUGCAGGGCCAGAAAGGAGUAACAGGAUUUGAAGGGCAAAAGGGGGAGCCUGGAUUCCCUGGGGAGAUUGGAAAGAAGGGUGAAGUUGGAAAGCCAGGUGAAAAGGGUGAUCGCGGUAAAGCAGGACCCCCUGGUGAAAAGCCACACAUCCUACCGGGAAAAAUAAUUGAAAUGAAAGGUGAAAAGGGUGAUGUUGGUGAUCCGGGGAGUGAAGGAUUUACUGGACCAAGAGGCCUUAAAGGGAUGCCGGGGAUACCAGGCCAGCACGGUCAGCACGGCUUGCCUGGAGACCCCAGUGAUGUGAAGGGUGUUAAAGGCACCACAGGCACUCAAGGGCUUCCUGGUUUCAGAGGACCCCCCGGCUCCCCUGGGCCUACAGGAAUCAGUGGCUUUCCAGGAAUGCCAGGGGACAGGGGUGAAAAAGGUGUAACAGGGGACCACGGUCUUCCGGGUGACCCUGGGCUGAAGGGAAACAAAGGUGACAUUGGCCCAAGGAUUGACUUACCUGGCGUUUCGGGUCACAGAGGGGAAGUAGGUGAUCCAGGGCUGCCAGGAGGGACAGGUUUUACAGGGCAACCAGGAGACCAUGGAAAUCCAGGCUUUUCUGGCAUUGAUGGCAUGAAAGGCAAAAAGGGUCUUCCUGGGCAUGAAGGACCAACAGGCUCCGUAGGUAUGACAGGUUCUCCAGGAAAUCAAGGUGCCAAGGGUGCGCCCGGUGUACCAGGCCAGCCAGGAACCCCAGGAAAUUACGGACUGCCAGGCAAACGAGGUUUCCCAGGUGUUAAAGGUAUAAGAGGUCUUGAUGGACUGGCUGGACAGAAAGGAUUACCGGGGUCAACAGGUGCUGAUGGUUGGGGUUCUCAAGGCAUGCCUGGUGCUUCAGGGGCGAAGGGGGAGCCCGGAAUUCCCAGUGUCGAGCCGGGGGUGCCCGGAGUUCCAGGUCUAAAGGGGACAAGAGGAGACCCAGGUAAUGAUGGACCGAUGGGAUCUUCUGGACUUCAAGGCCCACCUGGGCUGCCAGGUGCCUCCGUCAGAGCAGGGUUGAGGGGGGACGUGGGCUCUCGAGGACCACAGGGGCAUCAAGGUUACCCCGGGGCUCAAGGUGUUCCAGGCAGGCCAGCUCUGCACGGUUCAGAAGGAGAGCCAGGGGAGCCAGGACCUCAUGGAAUGGACGGGCCCGCAGGCGUGAAGGGAGAGUCAGGGUAUUCAGGAGCAGCUGGAAUCAAUGGGGUCUCUGGGAUCAAAGGUCAGAAAGGUGAACAAGGCAUGAUGGGAUUCCCUGGCAGAGAUGGGUUACUUGGAGACAGGGGGCCAGUUGGACCAAAGGGCGAUACAGGACUCACUGGUUUGCCAGGUCCCCCAGGGUCUCCGGGGCCAGCCCCCUUACCCCCACGGGUGACAGGAGAGCGGGGUGCUCCUGGACCGCAUGGAAUACACGGGCCUGCUGGCGUUCAGGGGGAGUCAGGGCCACAGGGCCCCCCGGGAGAUUCAGGUUUCAUGGGCCCCAAUGGGAAAUCAGGUUUUCCAGGUGUGAGCGGCAGGCCAGGUAACCCAGGUUAUCGUGGUGAAGUUGGAUCCGUCGGCCCGCAAGGCCUUCAAGGGCUGGAAGGGUCAUCAGGUCGUGCAGGUAGCCCUGGUUUGCCAGGCAUGCCAGGCCGCAGUGCUAGCCUCGGGUACCUUCUAGUGAAGCACAGCCAAUCGGAUCAGACGCCAAUGUGCCCAGUGGGAAUGAGUAAACUCUGGGACGGAUACAGCUUGCUUUAUUUCGAGGGCCAAGAAAAAGCUCACAAUCAGGACCUAGGAAUGGCGGGAUCAUGUCUACCGAGAUUUAACACAAUGCCGUUCCUGUACUGCAACCCUGGGGACGUCUGUUACUACGCAAGCAGAAAUGACAAAUCCUACUGGCUGUCAACCACCGCUCCCCUGCCCAUGAUGCCAGUGGAAGAGGAUGAAAUAAAGCCAUACAUCAGCCGCUGCUCGGUCUGUGAGGCCCCGUCCCUUGCUAUUGCUGUGCACAGCCAGGAUAUCACAAUACCACAGUGUCCUGCAGGCUGGCGCAGUUUAUGGAUUGGUUAUUCCUUCCUAAUGCAUACAGCAGCAGGUGACGAAGGGGGCGGCCAGUCCCUGGUGUCACCUGGGAGUUGCCUGGAGGAUUUCAGGGCCACUCCCUUCAUUGAGUGCAACGGAGCGAAGGGGACCUGCCAUUACUUUGCAAACAAGCACAGCUUUUGGUUAACCUCAAUAGACAGUUCAUUCCAAAGUGCGAUUGUCUCAGAAACACUGAAAGCAGGGCAGCUCCUGUCUCGAAUCAGCCGGUGCCAGGUGUGCAUGAAGAACCUAUAACGUCCUCUAUUGAAAAAAUCUGGAGUAAAGCAAACUAUGUAUUUUAAUUGGUGCUUUAACUUAUUACCUCAGUGAAGCUUUUAAUAUGCAUCGACAGAAACAAAAGGUAUCCAGAAAAAAGUGAAGAAAAAUCCCCACCACGUCUUUAUGCUUAGUAAUGCUCAUAUAUAGAUGCAAAUAGUAUUUCAUAUUAAAAAACCACUAACAAUAUUCAUAAAUGUAUAGUUUUUGAAAGUUACAGAGCAAAAGUAUUUCUUCCAACACCUUUUGUUACUUUGCCUUUGCUUUUUUAUUUAGAUCUCUUAAUUUAGGGAACACCAGCAUGAUUUCAUGUUAUAGUAUUAUUUUUUCAAAUAAAAGGCAAACAUAAAGACAACAAAGCAACGGUUUGUUCUUUUCUUAAGGACAAGCCACAUAAAGCACAGAUUCGUUCAUUGUGUCCUUUUUGAUUACCCUUAGAAACUUCUUUUUAUAUACAAUUUGAUGACUGCAGGAUUUAGCACUGAGAAAACAAAAGGCACUGCAUGAAUCUUAAUGACUUUAAGAUCAAAGCUCUCUGUCUCUCAACAGGGACUAAAAUCCCAGUAUUUAAACUACAUUACCAGACCAUUGUUCAUCAUAAAGUACUAGAAGCUGUACAAAAACUAUGCUAAGAAAAAAAACAUUUCUGUUGGAGAAAUAUGCACUGAAAAACCUUUAGUAAGUCAUUUUUGGUACUGAAGCAUGUAAUAUCAUCAUAAAAUCAAUAAACUCCAAAACAUGAAUAUAUA